AUGAACGCAGAUGAAAACGAUCCUCUCUUAAGAGCAUUGAACGAGGAUGGCGAGUCUGCCAAUGCAAGACACAAUGCAGAGCAAUCCUCUGGUGGACAAGAUCAACAAUCAGAACCAUCUGGCCCAACCCAGAAUGUUGAUCCCGAAAGAGAAAGAGCACUUCUGAAAUUUAAAGAUAAAUUGCUUGAACACAGAAAAUGGGAUGCUCGAUUAAAAGAUUUGCGUUUGAGCAUACGAGGUCUCGAAAAGGAUUACGACAAAACAGAAACUGAUAUUAAAGCGUUACAAUCCGUAGGACAAAUCAUUGGUGAGAUCUUGAAGCAAUUGGACGACGAGAGAUUUAUUGUUAAAGCCUCGAGCGGCCCGCGUUAUAUCGUUGGAUGUCGUAAUACUAUCAAAAAAUCCAGUCUAAAGAAUGGAGUCAGAGUUGCCCUCGAUAUGACAACUUUAACAAUUAUGCGUAUUUUGCCUAGGGAAGUCGAUCCAUUGGUUUACAAUAUGACUAGUUUUGAGCCAGGUGAAAUUUCAUUCAAUGGAAUUGGUGGUUUAACCGAACAAGUUAGAGAAUUGCGAGAAGUGAUUGAGUUGCCACUUAAGAACCCCGAAUUGUUCAUUAGAGUUGGUAUAAAGCCACCCAAGGGUGUGCUUUUAUACGGUCCUCCAGGUACUGGUAAGACGUUGCUCGCAAAGGCAGUUGCAGCUACUAUUGGAGCGAACUUUAUAUUUUCUCCAGCAUCGGGUAUUGUUGAUAAAUACAUUGGUGAAAGUGCCAGAUUGAUCAGAGAAAUGUUUGCUUAUGCCAAAGAGCACGAACCAUGUAUCAUAUUUAUGGAUGAGAUCGAUGCUAUUGGAGGUCGUAGAUUCAGUGAGGGAACAUCAGCCGAUCGUGAGAUUCAGCGGACAUUGAUGGAGUUGCUUAAUCAAAUGGAUGGUUUCGAUACACUUGGACAGACCAAAAUUAUUAUGGCGACAAACAGGCCAGACACAUUGGACCCGGCACUUUUACGAGCUGGUAGAUUAGAUAGAAAAAUUGAGAUUCCAUUACCUAAUGAAGCUGGAAGACUUGAAAUUUUCAAGAUACACACUGCUAAGAUUUCUAAACAGGGUGAAUUUGAUUUUGAGGCCGCCGUAAAAAUGAGUGAUGGUUUCAAUGGUGCCGAUAUAAGAAACGUUGUUACCGAAGCUGGUUUCUUUGCCAUAAGGGAUGAUCGAGAUUAUAUAUUGCAGAACGAUUUGAUGAAGGCAGUGAGAAAAGUUGCCGACAACAAGAAAUUGGAAGGUAAAUUGGAUUAUGAGAAGCUAUAA
This is a messenger RNA of Lodderomyces elongisporus, 1305 nucleotides long. It is a transcript of the gene RPT4, whose product is annotated as proteasome regulatory particle base subunit. The transcript has a single exon. Gene Ontology annotation, biological process: positive regulation of RNA polymerase II transcription preinitiation complex assembly. Gene Ontology annotation, molecular function: ATP hydrolysis activity; proteasome-activating activity; ATP binding. Lineage: Eukaryota; Fungi; Ascomycota; Pichiomycetes; Serinales; Debaryomycetaceae. Gene Ontology annotation, cellular component: cytosolic proteasome complex; proteasome regulatory particle, base subcomplex. Bases 1 to 1305 code for a protein of 434 amino acids. The record is from RefSeq and is a predicted model, not a curated record.